AUGUGUGAGCCCGUGGAGUUCCUCGAGGACGCCUUCCUGGCCGCCUUGACUGACGGCAUGGUACACAACGGACUCUUGCUCGGCGAGACGUGGGAGGCGCUGUGUGGUCGCAAGUACAAACCACCGCCCACAGGCACCGCCGUUCUCGUCACGUCCCGCUCGAGGGACUUGACAGAUGCCGAGGUCCAAAUCGCCGCCAAGCUGUACCAAGACCGCGUGCAAUUCCAGCCCGACCUAGAUCUGGACGACAUCAUGCAGCAGGUCCUCGACCAACGCGAAGUCAACCACAUGAAAUGGGAUUUUGAACGAGCGCAAAAGAUCGCAGCCUACCUUCCGCGCCUUGAGCGACAAGUGACUGUACUCGUAAAGACCAAAGCGGGUUCGGUCAAGGAGCUGUCACCGAUGCAGUUUGCAGCGCACUUUGGCGAGCUCCAUGUCGUCCUCGCUCUCUUAGCCGUGAACUCUAUCGAUGCUGAAGACGCCUUCUUUGAAGCCUGUCGCGAGGGCUACGUUUCCGUUGUGACUGCACUCCUCAGCGCCUCCAACGUGACUUGGGGCGAGCAUAGUGUCGGCCACGGCUUCGUGCUCGCGACUCGUCGCAACCACCUCCUCGUUCUCCAAGCCCUCGUUGCGUCGCCGAGUCUACGCUUGGAUGUGCUCUGCCAUGGUCCGUGGUUCCAAGAUCAAGCUCUGGGUCAACGUGGCUGCUGA
Molecule: messenger RNA, 711 nt
Organism: Saprolegnia diclina VS20
Lineage: Eukaryota; Oomycota; Saprolegniomycetes; Saprolegniales; Saprolegniaceae
Exons: 2
Coding region: 1-711 (236 amino acids)
Source: RefSeq, a predicted model, not a curated record